Molecule: messenger RNA, 2925 nt
Organism: Phalacrocorax carbo (great cormorant)
Lineage: Eukaryota; Metazoa; Chordata; Aves; Suliformes; Phalacrocoracidae
Source: RefSeq, a predicted model, not a curated record
AUGGCCACGGCACUGCCGGCACCCCGAGGUUUCCAGCGGGGAGCAACACGGAAGGGAGGAGGGGAGCGGGAGCAGAGCGUCGGGGCCAUUGGGGUGGGAGGAAGCGCCGCGGGCUGUGGGUCGGCGAAUGGCCCAGCAGGUCUGCUGUUGGGCACCCCCAGCCCUCUGCAGCCUGUGGGGAGAAAAGGGAUCCCCCUCCCACCCGGGGACAGCGUGGGAGGGGGAGGGAUCCCACCCAGGUGCCUGGGCAAGGGGGACCCCCAGACCUGCAGUCUGGGGCUCGGCACGCUCCUGACCGUUCCCGUGUGGGUGUUUGAAGGGGCCGAGGAGGUGAGGCUGCAGGAUGGUCCCUCGCGCUGUGCUGGAAGAGUGGAGGUGAAACGCCAGGGCCAGUGGGGGACCGUGUGUGGUGUCUCCUGGGACAAACGUGAUGCUGCAGUGGUCUGUAAGCAGCUGGGCUGUGGGUCUGCUCUUGAAGCUCCUCAGUACGGAUACUUUGGGCCCGGAUCUGGCCCCAUUUGGAUGGCUGGUGUUCGGUGUCGUGGCACCGAGUCUGCUCUGUCCGACUGCUCAGAUGAUAAACGGAGCUGCCUGGCAGCACGGAGGCCCUGGCUGCCCCACGGCAGCGGCACUGAGAGCAGCUCACGUGGGCGCCACAGCCCCAGGGAAGGGCCCAAGGUGGCCGGGGACUGCUGGGGCUCUGGGAACCCAUGGGGGUCUUUGGUUGCUCCAGGAUUUGUCCGGCUGGUCGGAGGGGACAGCACCUGCUCAGGACGAGUGGAGAUCCGUGAUGGGAACCAGUGGAAAACUGUCUGUGACUCAGACUUUGGUCCCCAAGCCGCCGCCGUGGUCUGCGGGGAGCUGCGGUGCGGCACACCCCUGCCUGUCCCUGGGGCAUCUCCCUUUGGAGAAGGGGAUGGUCCCAUCUGGGGCAGAGAGCUGCAGUGUGUGGGGAGUGAAGCCUCUCUCGCCUUCUGCCCCAUGGGAUCCCCCCGGGACCAGCCUUGCACCCACGCUAACGCUGCCGGCGUCACCUGCACACGUAAGGACUCGGAGGGGUGUUGAACGCUGAGUGUGAGCUGGGGCGGGGGAGCAGGACAGGGACUGCGCCGUGCUGGGUGUGGUGACAGCAGGGGUGACGUGGCUGUCGGCAGCCCUGGAAGGCUGCAGGAGCAGGGGAAAGGAAGGCUGUCGCUCUGGUCCCUCCUCCGGCUGUGGAGGGAGCAAGAGCACCAGUCCACCCUCCCUCAUCUUCCUCUGUCCCCAGCGUUCAGGCUGGUGAACGGCAGCACAGCUUGUGACGGGAGGGUGGAGGUCCAGGUGCUGGGGACCUGGGGCACCCUCUGUGCCUCCCACUGGGACCCCCCGGACGCCCACGUUCUCUGUCGUCACCUUGGCUGCGGGUUUGCUGAGUCCGUUCCCAGGGGAGGGCAUUUUGGGAGAGGCACCGGCCCCGUCUGGAGAGACUGGUUCCACUGUGAUGGGACUGAAGCCCACCUGGGACUGUGCCCAGUGACGGCCCUGGGGGCCUCUCCGUGCGCCCAGGAGAACAACGCUGCUGUCAUUUGCUCAGGUCCAGCCAACGCCACGUCCCUGCGGCUGGUGGGUGGGGAGAGCCGGUGCGACGGGCGAGUGGAGAUCUUCCAGGGCGGGACGUGGGGCAGAGUCCUGGAUGACCAGUGGGACCUGGCGGAGGCCCGCGUGGUGUGCCGGCAGCUGCGGUGCGGGGGGGCAGAGACGGCCUACAACCCCCCGAAGCCUCAGAGAGGGACGGGUCCCGUGGGGCUGCGAGGGGUCCGGUGCGCGGGGCACGAGGCCGGGCUGACCCUCUGCAACGCCUCCGUGCCUGAGAACGCCCUGGCGGCAGGGAUCGCAGAGGACGUGGGGGUCACUUGUGAGGGGAGCCGGCAGGUCCGGCUGGUGAACGGCUCCGGGCGCUGCGCCGGGAGAGUGGAGAUCUACCGCCAGGGCAGCUGGGGGACCAUCUGCGAUGACGGCUGGGGCCUGCCUGACGCCGCCGUCGUUUGCCGCCAGCUGGGCUGCGGACGGGCGCUGGAGGCGGCCGUCGCUGCUCGUUUCGGCAAAGGCUCCGGUCGCAUCUGGCUGGACGGUGUGAACUGCUCCGGGGCCGAAGGUGCUCUCUGGGACUGCCCGGCACAGCCCUGGGGGCAGCACGACUGCGCGCACAAGGAGGAUGCAGGAGUCGUCUGCUCAGAGUUCACGUCCCUGAGGCUGGAGCGCGGCAACGACUGCUCCGGGUACCUGCAAGUCUAUUAUAACGGGACGUGGGGGAGCGUUUGCUCCAACUCGAUGACUCUCCGAACGGCGUCGCUGGCGUGCAAGGAGCUGGGCUGUGGGGACGAAGGGACGCUGGAUACACAACUGCCCUCCGGCAAGCUGUCUGGCACCGCCUGGCUGGAUCGUGUGCAGUGUGGGGAGAAAAACAGCUCCUUCUGGCAGUGCCCCUCCGCUCCCUGGAACCCGGAGUCCUGCGAUACCCUGCAGGAGAAGACCCACAUCACCUGCAAUGGGAGACGGCCAGAAACACCCCCGGCCCCCGGGUCCGAGUGCCCCAACGCCACCACCUGCACAGACAGGGAGAAGAUUCGUGCCGUGGGAGGAGCGGACGGGUGCUCGGGCAGAGUGGAGAUCUGGCACGACGGCUCCUGGCGGAGGGUGUGCGACAACUCCUGGGCCAAGCAGGAGGCCGAGGUGGCGUGCAGGCAGCUGGGCUGCGGCUCCGCCGUGUAUCCCCUGGACAACGCUGCCUUUGGGAAGGGGACAGGCCCCGUCUGGCUGGAGAAGGUGGAUUGCCGGGGGACAGAGCUGUCUCUGCAGCACUGCUCUGCCCGGCCUGGGGACAGCGGUGCCUGCCAGCACGAGGAGGGCGCAGCCGUGAACUGCUCAGGUGAGCGGAGGGGCUGA